AUGCCGCGAGAAGGGAAAGAAAUCUACGCGGUGCCUGGAGAGCUGUCCCGCCGCGCGCGCACCCCGCGGCAGAAAGACAGUCUCUCCAUCUGUGUCCCAAAGUCAGCACAGGUGGAGAAAAACGAGCCGCUUUCACAACCUUACGUUCAAGAACGGAAGGCCCUAGCUUCCCCUUUUGUCGUUAGUUUUCCACUGCAGAAUCUGCGACGUAGAUCUAAGGGUUUGCAGAACCUGGAAAGAAAGGAACCUUGUCUGCGCAAAGCGCAGAGGCGCCUCCUGGCGAGUCCGCUGGAAUGCACGCGGCGUUCCGGGUCGAGUCUCCAGCUCAGUGGGCGAACGCGCAUGGCCAGGGGCAGCUCCAGGUUCUGGAGGUCCGAACACGCGAUCUUGGGCGUCCCUAAGAGAGACGCCAUAACAAACGCGAUUGGAGCGACGUGCCGGGACGGAAGAGGGGCAGGAGCUAGACGAGCGGAGGUGGUCCAGCCCCGCCUACUGGGGAUGGGGCUGGGGGCAGCCCGCGCCGGGGGACCGAACGCGCCGCCGCUCCCCGCAGCGCCAGGGCUCACCAGCCGCCACGUGGGUUGGAGCUUCAGCUCCCCGCCCGAGACGGGUGUGACUUCCUAG
Molecule: messenger RNA, 624 nt
Organism: Lemur catta (Ring-tailed lemur)
Lineage: Eukaryota; Metazoa; Chordata; Mammalia; Primates; Lemuridae
Exons: 3
Coding region: 1-624 (207 amino acids)
Source: RefSeq, a predicted model, not a curated record